This is a messenger RNA of Drosophila erecta, 4589 nucleotides long. RefSeq names its product claspin. The coding region runs from base 139 to 4512 and encodes 1457 amino acids. NCBI's taxonomy places the organism in Eukaryota, Metazoa, Arthropoda, Insecta, Diptera, Drosophilidae. Gene Ontology annotation, biological process: activation of protein kinase activity; mitotic G2 DNA damage checkpoint signaling; mitotic DNA replication checkpoint signaling. The record is from RefSeq and is a predicted model, not a curated record. Gene Ontology annotation, molecular function: anaphase-promoting complex binding. The transcript has 7 exons.
GCCUGCGUCAGCUGAUUGAUCCCGCACUUUCAACACUCUUUGCGCCAAAAAUCGAACUGCGUGCGAUUGUGUGCGUGUUCAACUCCAAAUGUUUUUGGUUUCUUAUUAUUAUUAACAAAGAACAAGUGACCCAGAAAUAUGAGCGAAUCGCUUGCAGAAACUGCAGCUGCAGCGGAAAAUGAAGACCAGGCCGACGACUCGAUGGAAAAGCUGGAGUUCGACGAGGAAGACGAGCAGAUGGUCUCCGGCGAAGAUUUAUUGGGUGGCAAGAGUUUGAUGAUGUCGGAUGACAGCGAAAACGAAGAUGGAUCCCAGGAAAAGCACAGAAAGAUCUCACCCAAGGCCAGGCGCCGAAGGAUCCUGGACAGUGAUCAGGAGGAGGGCGCAAUGGAGCAGGGAAAUGAUGAUUCCCCAAGGAACAACGAAGAAGUGAAGGAGGAGGUGGUUUCUAGGCCGAAAACGAAGGUAUCCGGCAUCAUAGACUCGGAUAAUGAUGAAGAGCAGCAGCUGGGCAAGCAGGAGAAGAAGCCACCCGCCAAGAAGAGCAACAAAAAGAGAUCCCAGGUGGAUGACGACCAGGAGGAGCAGGAGAAACCUGCAAAAACCAAUAAGAUAAAGAAGGCGGGAAAGAAUAAGAAAGAGGCCCAAACAGACAAGGUGGAGGACAGCUCCUCCAAGGAGGAUAAACCAAAAAAAGGAUUAAAAAAUAAGAAACAGUUGGCUAAAGAACAUAAAACCGAAGCAGACGAAAAUGUCGACGGCCAUCAACAGCAUAAGACACCUGCUGGAACACAACAGUCCAAAAAGAUGGCCAGGAAACAGAAGCAACAAGAGAAUGAUAAGGAGGACAAUGUCACUGAAAAGGAGAAUUCGAAAUCUUCCUCGAAAACAAAGGCAAAAAAGUCCGGCAAAACUAAAAAGGAUUCCCAAAUAAACAAAGAGGAGGAUUUCCCAAUGGAAGUGGAAGACUUCAAAAUUGAUCAAAAAGAAGAUCACAAGUCAAAAAAAUCAGCCAAGAAAAAUAAUAAAAAGUUGGUCAGUGAGGGAUCGGAGGAGGUCACAGACCAGAAAGACCUGGAGCAAAAGAAGCCACCCAAGAAAAACAAGAAAAAUAAAUUGGAUAAUAUAGACAAUAUCGCGGAUAAGGAGCAGAUAGUUGAGCCGAAAAAGAUUGCAACGAAAAGCAAACAAAAGAUUCUGAGCGAUGACGAGUCAGAGGAGAAUCAGGAUGAAGAGGGCGGAAAGCAAGAUCUCAAAAUAGGCAGCGAUAUGGAAGACCAGGUUAUGCAGGAACCUCCCAAAAAGGCGAAGAAAAAGAAUCAACGAAUGGACAGUGACAGCGAGGAUGAAAUCCCGAAGGCCCACAGCGAGGAAGGAACCAGUUCACCCAAAAACAAAUUGAAGGGAUUGGUGGACUCCGAGUCUGAGCCGGAAGAAACUGCUGCAGAAGUGAGUCCCGUCAAAAACAAACUCAAUGGAUUGAUAGACUCGGAUUCGGAACCAGAGCUAGACAAUCCAGAUGAAUAUGCAGGAGAACAGGAAGCGCCCAGAGGAAGCACAGACUCCAAAGAGAAACCUAAGAAGCCCAAAGUUGUUCGAGAAUCAGCUAAGAAAGCGCUGAUGGGGAUGCAGGCCAUCCAAAGUGAACAGCAGCGUUUGCAUCGCGAGGCGCACAUUAAUGUGCCCUAUCACCAGCCGAAACCGAGGACACUGAAGGAGUUUCUUAACCGACGAACCGUCAACACUCCUCUGGCCACGGCUCUGGCUGGAGGCAGUCCCAUGCCCAGCAGGCAGCCAAGGAAGUCGGUGGGACUGCGGAUGACCAGGGAGGAUUUGGAGGCAUAUGCGAAACUUAUGGAGGACCGCGCCAAGGAAGCUACCGAGUUCUUCAAGUCUGAAUCAGAGUCAGAUGAGGAGGAUGAUUCCGACAACGAAGAGCCUAUGGAGUUAAAAGAUAAUCCAGGUGUUUUGGAUGAGAUGCUGGAUAAUCCAAAAACUCCAGAGCAGCCCAAGAACGACACAGAGGACUUGACGAGCCAAGUCGUUAUUGCGGAAUCCGCCUUGGGUGAAGCCCUACCAGAUGAUCCCGUUGGGGAAGAGGCAAUGGUGACAGAUUCUAUUACCGAAGAAGAACCCAUUGCAUCCACAGCUUCUGCAGAUGCACUGAAAUUCACUGAUUUUGAAAUUCAGCAAGAGAUUAACGCGAAAUCUCCGAGCAAAGUCUGUCUGAUUACAGAAGUGGUGGAACUGCCCAAGCUGGACUUGAGCACUAUAAACAUAACACCGCCCUCUAAGCCAGCCACUCCUAAGAUCAGCGAAGCUAUUCGCCGGCUGAAGAUUGAGAAAAGCUCUGAUGAGAGCCCUUCGCUGAAAGGCGAUCCCAACAUGGUUAUCGAUUUGGAAACAGGUGAUAUGUUCGCCAAAAAACCAACAGGUGUUGAUGAUCUGCUAAACCGUCUGAUGAAAACGCGGGAAGCUAAGAAGCACAAGACCACAGAGACUGUUAACAUCCUAAGCACUGAACAUGGCAAGCUGGAGAUGUCCAAGGUGAGCAUUCACCUGCACGAAGAGGAAUUCGCAAAAGAACCAAAGCCAGGAGCGGGUUACAUCAAAAUGCAGGAGCAUCUCAAAACUCUGAUCACUAGGAAACGCAUGGAGGACCUGCGCAAAAAGCAGGCUGAAGAACAGGAGAAAAUUGCAGAAGAGGAGGAGGAAGGCAUGGAUGUGGAUGAUGAGUACGAACCGGAAGAUAAACCUGCUUAUGCAGAAGUAACUAUAAAUGAAGAUGAGGAAAUCAUAGAUAAAGGUGAUAGCACUGCUGAGGACGAUGACGAUGCUGAAGAAAACAAAAUCGAUGCCGACGAAGAUCUCGAAACCGAUCCAGUUGAAGAUCUAGCAGAUGAGGAAAAUGGCAGUGGAAGUGAACAGGAAUGUGAACCCGACCCAGAGCCAGAAACGCAAACCAGGAAAAAGAACCGCAUCAUUAAAGCCUUCGAGGAUGACAACUCCGAUGAAGAUGAUCUCGACCUCCUGCAAACUCCGAAGCCAAGCAAUGUUACUCCCAUGACAGCGACUCAAUUGCAAUUAUCCGCCCACAAGCUUUUCGAUGCGGAGACCCGACGCACGGCCAGCGAUGAGGAGAAUGAACUUCUUGAUCUGUGUUCUGGUCAGUUUCCGCAGACCCAGAUAGUCUCCUCCGCCGCUCCUUCAGUUGAUACAGCGGUUAUUAGUCAGAUUCCCAUGACACAGUUUGCCGGCAGCAGCCAGGCAGCAGAUGAACUGGAGGGUCUGUGUUCAGGUACCUUUGCCACCCAGUUGCCAUCGCAAGCACCUACUCAACAGCCAGAGCCACAUGAAGAAUCCCUAGAAUCGGCAGCAGUGGCCAACAGAAUAGUAUCCAGCGACGAAGAAGUACAGGAGGAUGUCUUGGAAGUUGAUAAGCCAAGAAACAAAAAACUCACCAAGAAAAGGCCAAAGAAAAAGGGCAAAUUGGGCUUCUCGGAUGAUGAAGACAGCGAUGGUGCAGUUGAGGAAUUCGAGGAGGAAAGUGACGGAGAGCCAGUGGAGGAUAUUCCGGAAACCUUUGUAGACUACGAUUCGGAGGAAAAUGAAAUUGUUGUGGAGAUGACCAAGAAGGAUCGUAAACUACGAGCCGCCAACUUUGUGGACAAAGAAGCUGAGUUGUCUGAAUCCGAAUGGGGAUCUGCCGACGAGGACGAGAAGAACAUGGAUCAGUACGACAUUGAGUUGGGCGACGACGAUCAGUUUGAUCGUGAAAAACUGCGGCACGAGCUUGGUCAGAUACAUGCACGUAAAAUGAUGGAUCAGGAUAUCCGGGAAGUGCGCAAGAUCAAGGAGUUGCUCUUCGAAGAGGAAGAGGAGGGAGCGAACCGCCAGCGCCAAUUCCGUUGGAAAAACGUGGAAGCCGGUUUCAGUCUAGACGAUAAUCGACCUGAUAAUGGUGAAGGGAACGACGGCAGUGGCGAUGAGGAGAACGAGCAUCUGUGGCGAAAAAUCCGCUAUGAACGCGAACAGCUUCUCUUAGAGAAGGGUCUAAAACCGGAAGUGGCUUCACCGCUCUCCACUUCCGUGAUAAACACCAGUAACACUGGUAAUUCCAUUCGCCGGCUGAACAUAAUUUCCUCUAAGAAGACAACUGUGGAGGUGAAGAAGAGUUCUCCGUUCCUGAUCUCAAAAACAAUAGCUGGCAAACAGCAGAAGAGCGCAGCUCGCGGCUCCUUUCUAGUUCGAGACCAGCAGACGCUCACCAAACUGGCAGGACUCACAAAAGGAAGCUCCGUCGAUGUGGACGGAGCGGAGGGCUCUAUUUCUGUGAAGUCAGCGAAGGCCAAAAACUUUGUUUUCGCCACGCUAACGGAAGAGGAACAUGAGAAUCGGAAGAGAAAAGCAGCCGAUUUACUGAACAGCAGCACUGAAACGGGGGUAAACUUCAUGAAGAAACCAAGGAUGGAGCCGCGGAGAGACAAGUGUCUAAUAGAUCAGCUGCUUUGAUCGUUUCUUCUUUUACGCUAGGACACACCUUAAAUGUACAUUUCGAAAGUUAGACUGUUAAGUUAGGUAAUAGGAGU